AAAAAUGCCAGAAACUUUAGUGCUUCCUUCAGCAAGUGAUUUUCAUAUUCAUCUUCGACAAGAUGAUUUAAUGAACAUGGUGGUUCCUCGAAUCGCAGAAGGAGGGGUUUCGUUAUGUUAUGUCAUGCCAAAUCUUAAACCACCUAUUACUUCUACAAAACAAGCCCUUGAUUAUAAAGCUCAAUUAGAAAAAUUAGAACCGAAUGUAACCUUUCUUAUGAGUUUAUAUCUUAGUCCUGAUUUGACACCUGAAGAAAUUAGAAAGGCUAAAGCAAAUGGCAUUAUUGGUGUCAAAUCAUAUCCAAGAGGAGUAACUACUAAUUCGGAUUCUGGUAUAGAAUCAUAUACUGUUUAUUAUCCGGUUUUUAAAGUAAUGGAAGAAGUGGGAAUGAUAUUGAACCUACAUGGUGAAUUACCAAGUGAUUUAGAAAAUGAUGUUUGUGUAAUGAAUGCCGAAGAAAAAUUUUUAAUACAUUUAAAAAAAUUACAUAAUGAUUUCCCGAAAUUAAAAAUCGUCUUGGAACAUGCUACAACUAAAGCUGCGAUUGAAACGGUAAAAUCACUUGGAGACACCGUUGGCUGUACCAUAACGAUUCAUCAUUUGCAACUUAUUGUUGAUGAUUGGGCUGGCCAAUGUCAUAAUUUUUGUAAACCUGUUGCAAAAUUUCCUCACGAUCGUAAAGCUUUACGCCAUCCUCGAUUUUUCUUGGGGACAGAUUCUGCUCCACACCCCGCACAUCUUAAAGAAUGUGCUCAAGCAUGUGCUGGUGUAUUUACUACUCCUUUAACUCUUCCGUACCUUGCUACAAUCUUUGAAUCAUUUAACGCGCUUCAUAUGCUUAAAUUAUUUGCUUGUGAGAAUGGCAAGAAAUUUUAUGAUGUAAAAGAAAAGGAGGAUAAAUGCCGUGAAAUUAAAUUGAUUAAAGAAACUUGGUCAGUUCCAAACUCGUACUCAUUUGACGAUAGACAAGAAGCAAAAAUUGGAAUCGUCAUUCCAUUUUGGGCUGGAAAAACUUUAACGUGGAAGAUUGACUCUAAUGAAUAA
Molecule: messenger RNA, 1045 nt
Organism: Funneliformis caledonium
Lineage: Eukaryota; Fungi; Glomeromycota; Glomeromycetes; Glomerales; Glomeraceae
Source: the annotation of a GenBank genome assembly